GAUGAGAGCUACCAGAAGCGCUUGGUUGAGUUUUCUGCUCGAAUUCCUGCUUCUCCUUGGGAUCCAGCUUUGCGAUGUGAUUGAGGGCCGACAUAACGCCAUGAAUCGCCUGCAGAUGGGUGGAAGCUUCCAGGAUCCACGUGAGGAGCAUAUGGUGCGCCAACAAAUGGCAACGAAUGUUCAAAAGUACAUGAACCUAAGCGUCGAUCCCUGUACGGAUUUCUUUGAGUACGCCUGUGGCAAGUGGGGUGGUUAUCACAAGCGGCAGCUUCGCCCGGGAGAGUUCGCCACAGCCCAGCAGGUGAUGGAGUCCAAAAUCUCGGACCAAUUGCAACACCUACUCACGCAGCCCCUUCAACCACAAAAUCAUCCGAAUGGCUAUAGUGGUCCCAGUAUGGCGAAUGUCCGAAAAGUGAGAGCCUUCUACGAAUCCUGCGUGGCCGUGGAAGCAAAUGCCCACGAAAGACGUCAAUUCCUGAUGAAGAUUCUUAAGGACAACGGAGGACUGCGCAAUGUGCCCAACUCCAAUUGGCAGCAUAACCGUCAGUGGGUGCAAACUAUGGGUGAAUUCAGAAGGAACUACGGAUUGGAAAUACUUCUGGGUUUGGAAAUCGAUCUGAACCUACAGAAUAUGCAAGGGAAUAGCAUAUACCUUGGUGAGCCCAAGCUAACCAUAAUCCCUGCAGAGCACUGCAAUGCCUUGGCCACGCUGGGAGCUCAAGUGAAGGAUGAGGUCUAUGAGCAGGUGCAGCAGCAAGUGACGGACAACAUGCGCGAUUGGUUUGGCUUGGAAACCGGCGAGGCGGCUCGGUUUGCAGGAGAUAUAAUCCGUUUCGAAUUUGAACUUUGUAAGCAAAUAGGAGUGCAGGAUAUUCAAAAGCCCGAGGAGGAGUCUCAACCUCUGGGGCCGGUUCCCAUUUACGGAGCACGCUCGCGAACUGGCCAAGAGCGUUUGCGUCGCCAAAAUGGAGGAGUGACCCUGGUCGAUCUGACCAACGAGAUGGGCAAUCAGUUGGACUUCAAAAUGUUUGUAGAGGUCACCCUAGAGAGUCGGUAUCCAGAAAAAGUCUACCUCCGCUCCCCGGAAUACUUAAAACAUUUGGUCAAGACUGUUAGAGGCAACAACCGCAUCACCGUUGGUGGCUACAUUAUGUACCUGGCCCUCAACGAACUGAAUCAGCCGCCGGAGGCAGCUCCAUCGGAACGUGCCCGCCAGUGCGUCCAGGUGACGCAGCGCCUCUUUCCCCAGGUUCUGGGUGAGAUGUUCCAGCGUCAUGUGCAGCGCGAUAAUGCCAAACAUGAUUUGGACGAAAUCUUCAACGAUGUGAUCAAGGCGCUCGAGGAGCAGUUCCGUGUGGAAUGGAUGGACGAGAAUGAUCGCAGAGCGGCCAGGACCAGGUCGUCGCAAUAUCGAUUCUCACUGCCGGACUACCAGAGUUUAGAUCUUUCCGAUUUGCAGUUCCAAAAAUCAGAGGACUACUGGCGUCGAUUGGAGAUCGUUCUCAAAUAUCAAUCUCAUCAGCAGUUCGAGCGCCUGAAAGGCAACAGUUUAAAUUCGGAAGGAGGGGACCUGGAGGCAUUCGAGGUGCGAACUGCCCUAUCUCCGCGUCAGCAAAUGGUCCUGGUGGGAUGGGGUCUGCUGCAGGCUCCCUUCUACAAUUACUACUAUCCCAGGGCACUGAAAUAUGCUCUACUGGGCCAACGAUUGGCCAGCGCAUUGGUUCAGGCCUUCGACGACGAGGGAUGGAACCAUCAUCCACAGGCGACGUCUCAAUGGAACGAGCUAACCAUGUCUGGCUACCGGAAUGUCAGCGAAUGCCAGCGGGCUCAGUACAGCAGUUACUUGUACAAUGAACCUGGCGAAUUUCGCAAUGCCACCAGGCUCAGGGAGAUCAUAGCCGAGGGCAGCGGACUUAACUUGGCCUUUAACGCCUAUUUGGCUUGGCUGGAGCAGCAGGAUCCCAAUAUGCGUUUACUGCUGGCCAAGGAAACACUGCCGGAGCUGAAUUUCACCAACACGCAGUUGUUCUUCAUAUACUUCGCACAGACUCGCUGCUGGGCCAAGGAUAACCAGGAAGCCAUCUUGGAAUCGAUGCCCCUGAUGCAGCACACACCGGAGAGAUGGGAUGUGAAUGGACCGCUGAGCAACUCCGCGGAGUUCGGGCGGGAAUUCGGAUGUGCCCUGGGCACACCGAUGAAUAGUGGAGACAAGUGUUUGGUUUACUGAUGAUGACGAGACGGAAAUAAAAUACUUGGAAAGUAA
Messenger RNA from Drosophila suzukii, 2263 nucleotides. It is a transcript of the gene Nepl13, whose product is annotated as Neprilysin-like 13. Gene Ontology annotation, molecular function: metalloendopeptidase activity. Gene Ontology annotation, cellular component: plasma membrane. The record is from RefSeq and is a predicted model, not a curated record. Gene Ontology annotation, biological process: proteolysis. NCBI's taxonomy places the organism in Eukaryota, Metazoa, Arthropoda, Insecta, Diptera, Drosophilidae.